This is a messenger RNA of Dendronephthya gigantea, 7840 nucleotides long. RefSeq lists its product as uncharacterized. Gene Ontology annotation, molecular function: guanyl-nucleotide exchange factor activity; protein binding. The transcript has 21 exons. The coding region runs from base 292 to 6696 and encodes 2134 amino acids. Gene Ontology annotation, biological process: actin cytoskeleton organization. Lineage: Eukaryota; Metazoa; Cnidaria; Anthozoa; Malacalcyonacea; Nephtheidae. The record is from RefSeq and is a predicted model, not a curated record.
UUGUGCGAAAUCAUCUACAUCACAAUCAAGUACGAGUUUAUAGGCGAACACGACACGCAUCGGUGCGUGUGCUGAUAACAAGUUUCGGGUUAUUUUCUGCCCCUAUGUUGCCUUGUUGGUGGUAGACAUUCAACGGAUGUCAUAUGUCACUUGUAAUCUGACUGUUCGCUCGACGGCAAACAAUUCCCAUUAGGCUACGCCGUUCCAUUUCGCGAACGUUUUGGUUAUAGUCUGACAACUUACAGGCGAAUAGAAACAUGAACGGCGUUCAACUUAUUUCGAGCGCAUACCAUGUCUGAAGAAUUCUACAAUAGAUUAACACUGAGCGGCGAAGAAAACAGAACAGUGCUUAACAACAGCGUAGAUAAUCUCUCACACAGACAUGGUUGUCAAUAUUCCUCUCAAGCGAACGCGUCCGAGGUAACAGCCGCGAAUUCACGACCGUAUCGAAUUGAUAACCGAGUUGAAAGAACGGAAGUAAAUCUACAUUUAAAACAUCGGACCCUCAGACGGAGCACUACUUCAGAAUCAGCGAGUUCUCGUGGGCGACAUAGAGCAAACGACCAAAACAGGCAUUUAGUUCAUGCGAAUGAUGAUUUGCGGACAUAUCGUACAAGUUCUGGCGGUAGUUACGAAGGGGAAGAAAGGCGAUCUCUUGUUUUUUCGAAUGCAAACGAGUGCGACAGUGGGGCAGUUUUAGAUCGCAGUUACAUGCCUGAAAUUCCACGAGCAACUCCAGCUAGCAAUGAGCAAGCUGUAGUGGUGGGGGCAGAAAACAGUAAAGCUUUAGUAGAAAGAAUGAAUUCGUAUGGCGGUUCUGAAUGGAAUGAUGCAAAUCUAUCACCAUCAUUGACAAAAUACAAUUGCGAAGGAGUACCGUACGCGAACUAUACACAGCCGUCAAGCAAACAGGCUCAGCUAUGUCCACACGUCAAAGGUCAGCAACAAGAGGGUUUGCGAGAAGACAACAACAACGUGUCCUGUGUUUCGUUUACCGAUCGUGAUGACAAGAGAUACAACCCAACCUCAGCUAAACAUCACCUUGCCAGUAGAUACACUGACAGAUAUAUGAUGUACCAUCCUGGGGAUUUGGAGCGACAAUAUAGGACCGAUGACCCACCAUCCAACUAUUAUUUCGGUAUUCAAACCGAAAACAUGAUGCGAUUGAAAAAUAGAAGUAGGGAGAAAAACGGUCGCCAAAUACCCGGCUCUUAUGCUAAAAACGAAAAACACGGGCUCAGUAAAACCUUGCCAAAGAAUUCUCGAUACUUCUCUGCUUCGGACCGCAAUGUAAACAGCUCCGAUUCGGAAUCUGGACCGAGCUCAAGCGAACAAGAAUUUUGGCGUAAUAGUUACUGCUUGGAGAAGACACGUAGGAAACGUGUUAGAAAGAAGGGAAAUUAUCGUGCGAAACAUUAUUUGGGAGAAAGUGAUCCUAGUGAACAUUCAGAUCCUGGUUAUAUACGGUACAAUGAAGAAUUUCCGAGCCAUAUUUGUUGUUCGUCUGCAGACUGCGAAUAUGAACAACAGAGGUCACGCUUGUCUGUUUAUGGUCUUAACAAUCGUAAAAAGAUUUCAACGAGUCUUACUUCUGUUAGCUCGAUCGAUGACGAGGCUUGCGCGUUUGGAACUGGCUUUACGUUUAACCGUAUUUCACCGCGUGGAAGAGGUAAAUCACGUAUUUCUAAAAUAAACGUCAAGUCAUUUUCUACUGUACAACUUAACCCGUCUCGAUUAACGCGUGCAACCAGUUCAACUGGUGACAUUGGAAUUCGUGAUGGGGCCCAUUCGCGAUUGUGUGCUAUUGAAAAGAAUGGAAUAAAAUCAGUGACGAGAAAAACGACUAAAGACAGUCCUUCUGUCUCUGUGACUGUAGAACUGAGUGACAGUUCGUGUACAUCACCAUCUUUAAAGAAGAGUCCGUUUAAUUCACAUAUAAGAGGAAGAAAAUCUUCAGUUAGUGGGAGUGAGACUACUCCUUCCACUACACCAGUGCCCAGAAUAUGUACUCCAGAAAUUGUAGAUGAUAAAUUUCAGGCACCUGCUUCUAGAAGUUUCAAGACUAUUUGUUCACCUGUCUUGCAAAGUCCUGGUGUUUUUAUUUCAGAUGAAGGGGAACUAAACACUUGUACUGAGGAGGGUGCAAAAGAACUCCAAAAUUUGAUCGAAAAUUUAGAAAAAGAUGUGGAAUCAGAAGUUAGUACUGAAAUAAAGAGACCUGAUCUGUUAGAAACAAGUACUGCUAUUAAUACAGAAAAUGAUACCAAUGACGAUAUUCAAGAUGCCACAAGUCUCGAGAGUAUGGUUGCUUCACCAACUGAUAGUAAAGAUUUGCAUUUAUCCAAUGAAGAUGACUUACCAGUAACACCAGGUGGAGGGAGUAGGUCGUCAUCUUUUCCAUUUGGGAGAGAUGUAUCAUAUUCCAUUCAGAAAACAUUUGUAACACUUAAUAACAUACAAGAAGAAGAUGAGGCUGGGCAAUCAGAUGAAAGCACUGGACAAUUUCGUAGGAGACGAGAGUCUCUGCCUAAAACUUUACGUAGGCCAUCAUAUGUGAAAGCACAAUCAAGUAAUAAUCAAAUUGCCCCAAAAUCAGAGGAAGAAAAGAAUAUGGAACCAGGGAGUAGAACCAAACCAAAUGGUAAAGAACAUCAUGUCUACUGUAGUGAGGAGAAACAUGAAAAUGAACAAAUUAAACAAGGAGAAGAGUCAAAGACCAACGUUAGUGAUGACAAUGAAAAUAGCAGAAGACGAGAAAAGAAAAUUGAAAGACCUCGAAUUCCAACUAUACUUAUGAAUCUUGACAAAGCUCUUGAUGAAUUUUUUGAUGAUGUGAAGAAUCAACAAGCUAAUGGAGUCGUUGAAGCAAAGAAAACCGUUUCGAGGCAAGAAAGUGCUCCACAACUACCAACCAAUGUUACAGUGUCUGGCGAAUAUCGAGAACCUCGCAAGCGCAGUAAUUCUAUAGAUGACCCAAGUACAACGGUAAAGCUGAUCGCCUCUGAAGCAGACUCGACGUAUAUGCAGAGAGCUGAUGGCAAAGUGGAACGAAGACAUGAAAAGAAUGAUCAAAAUGAUAUUGAUAAAUCACUUGAAAUUCUUGAUGAACUUGUUGUGGAAUUGAGUGAGAAACCUGGUAGUCAAGAACGACCGGCGUUGUCACGUAAUGUUGAUGGUAAGAGCGCUGGCUCUGCAAGUGAUGUGGUAAUGUCACCCAGUCCUAGUCAAACUAGUAUUAACAGUGAGAAAUCAACAUCAGGAAGUGAACACAUUGGUAAGGAUGUUGGUGUGUCUCCUCUAUCAGAAAUCUAUCCCAGUCGUUAUCACAGUGACCCUACACCACGAGUGAAAGAGGACUACACAACAAUACAAGAGACGAUUACUGAAUAUGAUAUCAAAGCCAGAAACAGUAACAGCGAACCUGCAAUUAAUGGCAAACUAUUGGAACAAGCAGCAGAUCUUGCGAAGGCAAAAGCUGCGGAACGUGAGGAGAACGCUGAACAGAAAAAUAAUAUUGAGCCUGCGACUUCAAGUCCUGCAGAUUUGGCUAGCAAUGCACAACCACAACAGAAAUUGAGGCGAAGAGAAAGUGAGAAAGCUCGACGGAGACAAGCUGCGAAGGUUGCUGCUCAAAUUGAAGCAAAUGCCAAAGAAACAAAACAUGAUGAUGGUGAUGCGGAUGGAGAAUCUGGUGAAAAGACUGGUGACCAGCCAAUCACAGAACAUCAUACUUGGCCGAGGACAAAAACGGAGCCUGAGCCUGGAGAAACACAAACUGGAAAGAAGAAGAAGGCUUCAAAAAGUGAGAUGCGAUGGCAUGUUGUUCAAAACUUGAUAGAAACUGAACAAUCUUACGUGCAAGCUCUGCAGUACCUGGUCAAGGAAUACUUGAAUCCACUGCGGAAGAGCGAAGGAAUUGUUGAACCAGCUUUGGUGAACGAAAUGUUCUAUCAAAUUCCAGAAAUUUUAAAGUACCAUGAAGGAUUUCUUAAACAACUGGCAGUACGUGUUCAAGACUGGAGUGACAAUUCUAAACUUGGCGACAUUUUUGUUUCAGCUUUCACCAAGUGUGUACUUGUAGAUGCAUACAGUCAAUUUAUCAACAACUUUCUACGUGCGAGAACAGCAGUUCGUUCGGCAGCAAUGGCGAAACCAGGAUUUUCAAAGUAUUGCGAGCAACGUUCACGUGAUCACAAAGAGAAACUUACGUUACAAGAUUUAAUGAUCAUGCCAGUUCAAAGGAUUCCCAGAUAUGAGCUAAUUAUAAUGGAUUUAUUAAAGUACACACCUGCGGAACACCCUGACCACGGGAACCUGCUCUCUGGACUGGGUGAAAUCAAGACGUUGGCAGAACGAAUGAAUAAGGGAGAGCAGGAGAUCGAUCAGGCGGAGAAAGAGGCAGAAAGGCUGAGAGAUAUGGAGGCGUCCAUUGAGGGCAUCAGUGGACUUGUACUGCCAAGACGAAAGUAUAAGAGGCAAGAUUUGGUUGCAGAAAUGAAAGGAGGAUUGUCAAAGAAAGAUAGAUGCUUGUUUCUAUUUUCGGACCUGUUGGUAUGUGUCACAGUCAAGCGAAAGCAGACCUCUCUUCGCAGAGGUUCUCUCAGUCUAUUUUCUGGCCAAUCUGCAGCCGAGAUGAACAAAUACAAAUAUCUGUGGCAGUCUCCGUUGGAUGAUGUGGAACUCUUAACAACUGACGGUGAUCUGAAAAGUCCUUUGAAGAAUCCUGACCAAACCUACCGUGAGAAAUUGGAGCAGGAUCUAAAUACUGUGGGCACUAUCAGCAAACUGACUGAGUCCGUCUCAGUUGCACAUCAGACGCUUGACGAUGCCAUACGCGAUCUUGCAUCAGAACUUAACCGCUUACUUGUGGAACACCAUUCACAACGUUCUUCAAAUGCAACAUUUAUGUCAUAUGAAAAUACUGUGGUUCUGAACGUCGGAUCAAGAGAACCUGAAAAAUACACGUUCGUGUUUCUCAGUAAAGAAAUUAAAUCAUCUUGGGAAGCCUAUUUCCUGGAUGCCAAACAACAACUUGCUUACGCAAAGGAUUCUUCGCCAAACUUUCAAAACGCCAUUCCAAUCAACAAAUCCAGAAGUGGCUUGCAGUUCACGUGCGCUUCACCAACUGUUGCGGCACGUUUGACAAAGCGAGGGACACAUUGCGGAUCUGGGGAUUUAUGGGUUGCAAGUAGUGAUGGUUGUGUUGGUCAGGUCUCCAUGUUGUCUCCGCUUAGAGAAUUUGAGCAAGGGACCACAUAUUCACCAUGUCAAGCUCGUAUUCUAUCAAUCUCACCAGUACCAGGCUGGAAACUAGCUGGAAUAAACACGACGAAUGUUGAGUACGAAUUUAAAGAUCCAGUGGAGAGUAAUAACUCAACAUUACGAAGCAAAUUAUCGGGAUAUAAUUCCGAUGAAAAUAUAUCAACUAGUCGACGAAAUGUGACAACAUCAAAAGCUGGACGAGAGGAGAUUAUUGCAUUUGAUAGUAGUACAGACGACGAUGAUAUGGGUGAUGAUUCAUAUGCUGCCUCACCCUCCCCUCCCUCAUUCGAUGGACGUCUCAGCCCAGAAGGUAGCAGUCUGGGUACAGCCGGAAGUUUAGACGGAGAUCUUAGUAGUGAUGGUCGAGAUGAUUCUGAUUAUCACGAAAAUCAGUCGACAGAUGACGAAGGCAAAUCGAGACGAAGAUCGGAGAAAAAAGAUCUUGACACUCACUGUGACGACGCUGACGAGGCAAACCAACAACCAACUGUGUGGAUGGGAGCUGAAGAUGGAUAUAUCUACAUAUUUCCAGUAACAAGUGCCGUAAAACAACGGCGAAAUAAGACUAAGAUACAGAAAGGUUCACCCGUACAAUGCAUAUUAUACGUAGAGAAUCAGGUUUUUGUCGGGUUAGCUAACGGGGAUCUCUGUGUGUAUAAACGUUCACCAAAUUAUACUUGGGAAAUUAACACACCAAGAAACAUCACGAUAUCAAGCAACGCCCGUAUUACUUGUAUGACUGCGGUAUUAGGUCGACUCUGGGUUGGCUGUAAUAACCAAGUGGUCAUUGUUAAUACCACGACCUUAGAAAUAGAGACAAAGUUCAAUGCGAGUGUUGACAGCAGUCGUUCACUUCAUGCCAUGGCAAGUUCCGGUAUGGGAGUUUGGAUCUCUGUACAAAGUUUAUCUGUCAUUCGCCUGUACCACGCUAGCACAUUUGAACAUUUGGCUGAUGUUGAUACGAAGGAUGCAGUUCAUAAAAUGCUUGCAGGUUCUGACGCUAUAAUUAAGCAGCACAAAGCCGCGUGCUUACGUGUCACAGCAUUACUCACAUGUAAAGACUUGCUCUGGAUUGGUACGAGUGCUGGAGUUGUACUAACAUUGCCGUUACCAAUCAUUGCACCAAAUGCAACCUCGGUCCAGGCCCCUCUUGACGUCUCCGCCUCAAGCCAGGGACACACUGGACAUGUGCGCUUUUUAACCGCUGUCGAAAUAGACAAGCCCGAGGAAAAAGAUGAGUCAAGCAGUGGUCAAUCUGCGAACAGAUCACCUCGUCGUUCGCAGCUCAAUAUUGAGAAAGCUAAUCUUCCCUUUCCCAGUGAAAAUAUCUUUAUUAUUAGUGGAGGAGAUGGUUAUGAAGACUUUAAAUCUACUGCGAAUGAAUCUGCUGGACGUGAAGACAGUACCAACCAUUUACUUAUUUGGAAAGUCUAGUCCACGGAUCUACAUAUGCAUGUAUGAACUGCUACACAGACGCCGUGUACUGUGCUACGUACGGAAUUACGCAAUAGGCCGCGUAGCUUGUCAGAGAUAUAUAUUGCGCUGUCAGCAAGUCUCUUUUCAAGGAUAUAUAUGGGAUGUUAAACUCGUAUUAUAGUCAAAUCCUGGAGCAUACUGCUUGCAUCUUGUUAAAAGUAAUUAUGAGGCAGGAAACUAAGGAUAUAAUAGAAUGUUAUAACUUUUCUAUCAUGACAGACCAACUGUUUUCUGAAUUAACACGAGGAGCUUCAUUUCAGCAUGUGAUCCCUCUCCUUCGCAGAGGCCCUCGUUCUUUUAAAUUACGAGGCACAGACGCGCUGGCAACCUAUGCGCAUGACCCCUCAGUAAUAAUCUCAUGCUCAGUAAAUAGACAAAUUCGAAUUGGUCUUGGAUUAAAUGGUUUGGUUGAUUACUGAUCGACGCACUAAAAUUACUAGAAUGACACGCUAGAAGUUUCCUAGCUUAGCGAUCGCCGUAUAUUCCAGUCCAACAUGACGUCUCUGCGGAGAAAAGAGGAUCUGAUUCACUAAUUGUUAUUAUUACAAUAUCUGUCGUCGAUUGACCUCGCCUCGACAAACAACCUCGACAAAAUGCUAUUAACUCUUCCUCGUGUAGGUUCAAGUUACUUCUAGAAAACUUUGCAUGGUUGCUACGCACAAAUGUUCCUCUCAAGGACGCAUGUAUAGCACAAGAUGUAAGAAUUUGGUAUAGAAUUAUAUAUAGACCUAGUCUUCUGUACAUAUUAGCAUACAUUUUAUAUCCAAUUAUCCAUUAUUUUAUUGCACAAGAAAUAAAGAAUGUAAGGAUUUGUGUUUACAAUGCAUCUUGAGCUGAGAUUAUUAAUUGCAGUGCAUAUCUUGAGAUCUUUAGGUCUAGUGUUUGUGAGGACCUAAUAAAGAGAUAAUAUUAUGAGCAAAAGUUAUACAAUUACAAGACAAUAAGUUCAUUCCUAAAGCUAACCGAUACAUCCAUGUAUUUUGCAAUCAACGGAGAUGUUAGAAAAUUGUACCUCCCAUAUUGGGAAGUUCAUUAAAAUCACGGUUCAGUUCUGUAAUGUAAUUACUGGAAUGGAUUAUUCUGCAUGUUCAUAUUGUUACAA